Molecule: messenger RNA, 1230 nt
Organism: Salvelinus namaycush (lake trout)
Lineage: Eukaryota; Metazoa; Chordata; Actinopteri; Salmoniformes; Salmonidae
Product: zinc finger protein 585A-like
Exons: 2
Biological process (GO): central nervous system development; regulation of transcription by RNA polymerase II
Cellular component (GO): nucleus
Molecular function (GO): DNA-binding transcription factor activity, RNA polymerase II-specific; RNA polymerase II cis-regulatory region sequence-specific DNA binding
Source: RefSeq, a predicted model, not a curated record
UCUGACUGUGGAAAAUGUUUUAAAACAAUAUAUGACCUAAAAGUUCAUCAGAGAACACACACAGGAGAGAAGCCUUACAUCUGCUCUGACUGUGGAAAAUGCUUCACAACAUCAACUCAUCUAAAAGUUCAUCAGAGAACACACACAGGAGAGAAGCCUUAUUACUGCUCUGACUGUGGAAAAUGUUUUAAAACAUCAAAUGAGCUAAAAGUUCAUCAGACAACACACACAGGAGAGAAGCCUUUCUUCUGCCCUGACUGUGGAACUAGUUUCUCUCAACUUUCCCACUUAAAAUCACAUGAACGUAUACAUACAGGGGAGAAGCCAUACUCCUGCUCUGACUGUGGAAAAUGUUUUAAAACAUUAUAUGAGCUAAAAGUUCAUCAGAGAACACACACAGGAGAGAAGCCUUACGUCUGCUCUGACUGUGGAAAAUGCUUCAAAACAUCAACUGAGCUAAAAGUUCAUCAGAGAACACACACAGGAGAGAAGCCGUAUUACUGCUCUGACUGUGGAACUAGUUUCUCUAAAUUUUCCCACUUAAAAACACAUGAACGUAUACACACAGGAGCGAAGCCUUAUUACUGCUCUGACUGUGGACAUAGUUUCUCUGAACUUUCCCACUUAAAAUCACAUGAACGUAUACAUACAAGGGAGAAGCCUUACUCCUGCUCUGACUGUGGAAAAUGUUUCAAAACAUCAACUGAGCUAAAAGUUCAUCAGAGAACACACACAGGAGAGAAGCCUUACGUCUGCUCUGACUGUAAAAAAUGCUUCACAACAUCAACUCAUCUAAAAGUUCAUGAGAGAACACACACAGGAGAGAAGCCUUAUUACUGCUCUGGCUGUGGAAAAUGUUUUAAAACAUCAAAUGAGCUAAAAGUUCAUCAGAGAACACACACAGGAGAGAAGCCUUACGUCUGCUCUGACUGUGUAAAAUGUUUUAAAACAUCAACUCAGCUAAAAGUUCAUCAGAGGACUCACACAGGAGAGAAGCCAUUUUUCUGCUCUGACUGUGGGGCGAGUUUCUCUCAUCUGGGCACCUUAAAAUCACACCAACUUAUACACACAGGAGAGAAGCCUUAUGUCUGCUCUGACUGUGGAAAAUGCUUCAAAACAUCAACUGAGCUAAGAGUUCAUCAGAGAACACACACAGGAGAGAAGCCGUAUUACUGCUCUGACUGUGGAACUAGUUUCUCUAAAUUGUCCCACUUAAAAACACAUGAACUA